AUACUGGAAAAGAUCAUUAAUUAACCACGUAAAUGGAUUCUCCUGUAUAAAAAUGGUGAUUGACACAACCUGUCGACACAGGCAAGUUUGUCGAGUAUAUUAUAAUUUGCCUUGUUAUAUAUGAAAGCUUAAACGUGCCCUUGAUCCAUCGAGUUCCCCACUUGCACCAGUCCUCAGUGUCUCUCACACAACAAUAUUUAUCAUUUCCAUGGAGACAGUCAAGGAAGAUAAUCUCCAAGAAUUUCUACUCACCCUUCCAAGUGAGAAAAACUGGGAUGGUACUCCCCUCCUUCUUUUCAAUGAGACCUGGUAUCCAGCCAGCUCCAUUAGAGGUGCAGUUUCCUUUCAACAAAACUUCAGGGCACAAGACUCCGACAUAAUAUUAGCAAGCAUGCCAAAAUCAGGUACUACUUGGUUGAAGGCCCUCACCUUCUCGGUUGUAAGCCGUGAUCGCUACAGCCCCAAAGAGAGCCCCUUAAUAACUGCCCCACCACAUGAACUGGUACCUUUCCUUGAGGUGGAUCUUUACUUGAAAAGCCAGAACCCAAAUCUUGAUUUUCCUCCGCCAAGAAUUCUUUCUUGUCACACACAUUACACGUAUCUGCCAGAGUCCAUUAGAGACUCCAACUGUAAAAUUGUGUACGUGUGCAGGAAUCCUUUGGAUCAGGCUGUUUCUGAUUUUGUUUUUGUUCGAGACAGAGUAUCAGGCAUCGCAAACCCUUUAUCAUCAUCAUUAAUUGAUGAAGGUUUCGAGAAUAUUUGUCGUGGUGUCCAGAGUUACGGACCCUUUUGGAAUAAUGUGUUGAGCUAUUGGAAAGCGAGCUUGGAAAGACCAGACAAGGUGUUGUUCUUGAAGUAUGAGGAUCUGAAAGAGGAUAUUAUCUUGAACUUGAAGAGGUUAGCAGAGUUCUUGGGCUUUCCCUUCACCGAGGAAGAAGAGAAAGAAGGGGUUAUUGAAGAAAUUUCAAGACUCUGUAGUUUUGACAAUCUCAAGGAUUUGGAAGUGAACAAAAAUGGUGUCCGCCCUUCUGGAACGCGAAAUAGUGUCUUCUUCAGGAAAGGAGAGGUGGGAGAUUGGGGCAAUCAUCUUGGUCCUUCCAUGGCUGAACGUUUCUUGAAGAUCGUGGAAGAAAAGUUGGAUGGAUCUGGUUUAACCUUCAAAAUCUCUCAGUAAGUGCUACCAAAUCAAGAAUCGCUCUGUCAAACUUCCUGCUUUGCCCGAGUCUUGAUCUCUUCAGAAAAUAUCAGAACUUAUGUUGUUUUGUGC
Messenger RNA from Populus euphratica (Euphrates poplar), 1267 nucleotides. Its product is annotated as cytosolic sulfotransferase 15-like. Gene Ontology annotation, molecular function: sulfotransferase activity. Lineage: Eukaryota; Viridiplantae; Streptophyta; Magnoliopsida; Malpighiales; Salicaceae. Bases 209 to 1174 code for a protein of 321 amino acids. The record is from RefSeq and is a predicted model, not a curated record. The transcript has a single exon.